AUGUUGACAUCUUCUAGGCCUUACAAAAGAUACUACCAAAUGGCAAGGAAGAGAAAACAACCACCAAACAGUAAAGCCCCGGUCGAUUUGCCAUUAGAGAAGCGGGUAAAGUAUGAUAAACCUGUGGAUGGCUCAAUCUACCAUCCUGUGCUUUCACUUUACUAUUCCCGGAUAAUGACGCUCAGAGACUAUCUUCAUGCCCAACUACCGGCGUCGUCCAAAUCACGAAGGAGAAAAAUAGCGUCCAUCGGCUUGAACAACCAGCGCGGUACACCACAUACAUUGUUCUCCUUGACUCUCCCUCCCCGGUCACCAAGCUCUGGCAUCCUGAGAACCCAUGAAGAAACUCAGAUCAUAGCUGAUGUCCUGGACUCAACGCUUGUGGGCAUUCUCAAAGAAUCUGAUCGUGCUAUUAACGAUGCGAGACAAAAAGAAUUCGCUGCGUAUACACAAUCUAAAGUCCGCUCUUCACUAGAAUAUACUAAUAUCGGUGCUACCAUAUCUCAGUCGGAUAUCGUAGAUUUCGCGAUACUUAGUCUUUUUAAAAGAUUCCGUGGCUCUUUUUAUAAACCACCGCAUCUGCUGUGCCAUGGUUUCCAGAGGGCGACUGGUCAGUGUCGUCCAGACCACGAACAUGAUGCCAUGGUUGGGAUACCUGGAGUUGUUCCCCAGUAUCCCAAUAAGAAUGUUUCAACUUUGAAGAACUCCCCUUGGACUGAUGUCUUUGGUCUGCUCGGACAAACCUGUGCUGAAGUUAUGCUCCAUUUACUCCUGGACUGCGCAGUAUUUACUGAAGUAGACGGCAAAAAUGGUAGCUUCUAUCAAUUAAGUGGAAUACCAUUAUCUGAACUCAACGCUCUUGACUUGAAAACCUGUAAAAUGGCCAAAGGCGCAACUGAUAUGGACACAGCGCCAGUCGAGGAUAGUUUCCACAGCCCCGCAAAUAUUAUCUUCGUUAGAAGCAGGAUGCUUUAUGCACGAGCUGCAGUAGAUAAUAAAGGAAGAGUAAAAUUCGGUCUGAGGCAUACUCACGUUUUGAAUAGAUACCCAGAGAGCACCAACCGGAGUCAUACGGUUCACAUAAUGAAAUACAUUUUUCCCCGUCAAUUUGAUUUGCAUAAUGUCUUCACGUCAGCACUUGUAUCCCAGCACCCCCUGUUUUUGCCGCCUUCCGAUGUGCAGCUAUUGGAACAAACACAACAUCUAGGGAGCAAGCCAAGCAGCUCCACAAAGCUCAAUGUGGCAUUUAGCCAAGGUGGGAGCGCCCACAAACUUCUCAUGACAGAUUAUGCAACUCCCACAGCUUCCGUGUCGGCAUUUUGCCGGGCCGUGUUGCUAAAGCUUGUCCCGAAUGAGCUGUAUGGUGAUGGGGAGAAUGGGAUUAAAAAUAGAGAUAUUAUAAUGCGACAUGUAGAUAGCUUCGUGAGAUUGCGUAGGUUCGAGAGUCUAUCCUUGCACGAGGUUGUACAGGGAUUGAAGAUCACUUGUGUCAAAUGGCUUCAACCCCCUUCCCGAAACGAAAUUCACGAAUCCUCGUCAGCUAAGCUUUCAUCUUCAGAUAUCCGCAAACGCACGGAAAUCUUUCUUGAGGUGGUCUACUAUAUCUUUGACUCCCUCCUCAUACCACUGAUUCGUUCUAAUUUCUAUGUCACGGAGUCGAGCAUUCAUCGUAAUCGUUUGUUCUACUUUCGGCAUGAUAUAUGGCGAAGACUUGCAGAGCCGCCCAUUCUCCAGCUUAAGCUGUCAAUUUUUGAAGAAGUCAGGACAGAAAGUGCCGAGAGAAUCCUUUCCGGGCGCAAUUUGGGGUACAGCUCUUUAAGGCUGCUGCCAAAAUCAUCUGGUGCACGACCAAUUGUUAAUUUGAGACGGAGACCGGCCAGGAAAUGCGGGUGGGGAGGGUUGAGUGAGCUGGGUCCAAGCAUCAAUUCUCUCAUGGCCCCAGCGUUUAAUGUCCUCAAUUAUGAGAAACGCAAACGCCUGGGGAUGCUCGGGUCAACACUGUUCUCCAUUGGCGACAUCUACUCUCGCUUGAAAGCUUUCAAGGAACGUAAGAUGCCACACAACGUGGCAAGGACAAAGCCGUUUUACCUUGUGAAACUAGACAUACAGUCGUGCUUUGACACGAUCCCACAACAGCGGUUGAUCCAACUGGCUAGUCGGCUUGUUGCUGAGGAUGAAUAUAUAGUGACCAAACAUGUAGAAAUAAGGCCACCAGAUGAAACCCCCAAUGCAGCAAUCCCAAACCACCAUAUUAUCAAGGCUAAACCGGCGAGGAAAUUCAUAUCCAAGGCGACAGGAUUUGCUGACCUCACAAGUCUAUGUGAAGUACUUACUGGUAGGGAAGGGAAAAGCAAAAAACAUACCAUCUUCGUCAACACCUCGACCUACAAAAAAUACCAGAGGAACGACAUCCUCCGCCUUCUCGAAGAACAUAUACGAAACAACCUGGUGAAGAUGGGAAAGAGGUAUUUUCGACAAAAGACCGGUAUCCCACAGGGAUCCAUCGUUUCCACAUUGCUUUGCAACUUUUUUUACUCUGAAUUCGAGCGGGAACAUCUUGCGUUUCUGGAUUGUGACAACGCCCUCCUUUUGCGGUUGAUAGACGACUAUCUCCUCAUAACGACGGAGCCAGAUCUGGCCUCCCGAUUUCUGCAUAUUAUGCUACAAGGUAAUCAGGAGUACGGAAUUUCGGUUAACCCAGAGAAAAUUCUCGUGAACUUCACGACAACCAUUCAAGGGCACAAACUACCUGGCCUCCUUGAGCCAUAUCAACGCCAAUUUCCAUAUUGUGGGAACUUCAUCGACACGUAUACACUCUCCCUUAUGAAGGAUCGCACUCCAAAGGAUCCCAGCCUUACUACCUCAGACACCUUAACUGUCGAGGCGAACAAAACCCCUGGAGUAAAGCUCUACCUCAAGGCGGUCAACUCCUUUAAAAUGCAGGCGCAUGCUAUGUUCUUGGAUACAAAGCAUAACUCGCCCUCCGUAGCGCUCAUGAGUAUCUAUCACAUAUUCCUCGAAUCAGCUAUGAAACUAUACGAGUACACACGCUUCCUUGGCUAUCGAGGUCAUAGGGGGCGAAGAAACUCCACAGCUACAUCAUCUUCACUCCUUAUUCGUACUAUGGCAGCCGUCAUAGAUGUUGCCAUUCACGUAAUUCUGUCGAGAAAAUCAACGGCCUCCCAGGCUGGAUUCGAGAGUAGCGUGACAAGAUCGCAAGUCCGCUGGCUCGCGGCCGCGGCAUUUAAGUCUAUUUUUGGUCGCAAACAGACCAAGUUUGUUGCAGCGAUCCAUUGGUUGAAUGGAGUGAGUAGGGCAUCAGAGCCCAUAGCCGAUGGAGAAGCAGUGAUGCUGCAGAAAGUUGUCAAAAAUGAGAGAUUUUUUUGA
Messenger RNA from Paracoccidioides brasiliensis Pb18, 3387 nucleotides. RefSeq names its product telomerase reverse transcriptase. Gene Ontology annotation, cellular component: telomerase catalytic core complex. Gene Ontology annotation, biological process: telomere maintenance via telomerase. Gene Ontology annotation, molecular function: telomerase RNA binding; telomeric repeat DNA binding. The record is from RefSeq and is a predicted model, not a curated record. Bases 1 to 3387 code for a protein of 1128 amino acids. The transcript is spliced from 6 exons.